CUUGGAGCUUGUGCACUAAUCUGUCACUCGUCUCCUGCUUCCUCUAACCUCCUCUCUCCUCUCGCCGCUUCCUUUUUUCCCGAGAAAAAGUGAGAACAUUUCAGAAAUAAGCUUCCUCAAUGGCGUCGUCGUCUCAGAAAGUAACCUCUGUUUGUUUGACCGUCCUCGUCCUCUUAGCUCUCAGUGCAACGAUUCUCCGGAAAAUUGAAAUCCCUAGCUCCAGGAAGCUGAAAACAGAGGAGUUGCAGAGCUCAAAAAACAGCUCAACAAUGGCGGCGAACAGGCUUGAAGGUGUGGAGUUGAAUAAACAGCACGCGGUUGAUGAUCCAGAUAAGGUUGCUGAUGAAGUCUCUACCCUUGUUAAGGGUAGCUCACUUGGUAGCUCACUUGGUAAGGACCUUGUGGGCCAAUUGUCAUGCUCACGGGUUCGACGCCAAGCGGAGGCGAACUACCCAUUCUGUCAUCAAAUGCGGUACUGGGUGUUGGGCCUUGUCCCCAGCCCAGGUAAAGCCCUCCCGGGUGAAGUGGACCGCUGCCUAACCGGGCCCAGGGGAAUGACCCACGUAAGUGGGGAACCCCUGGAUUAUCAAAAAAAAAAAAAAAAAAAAAGUCUCUACCCUUGUUCAGAUGAGCGAACAUAACAUCACAGCAAGGAGGAAGCUUGGAUUUUUCUCAUGUGGAACCGGUAACCCAAUCGAUGACUGUUGGCGUUGUGACCGUAACUGGCAUAAGAACCGCAAACGCCUCGCCGAUUGUGGUAUCGGUUUUGGACGCAACGCUGUUGGUGGUCGUGAUGGACGCUUCUACGUUGUCACUGACCCCACUGACGAAGACGUUAUUAACCCCAAACCAGGAACUCUUCGCCAUGCGGUUAUCCAAGAUGAGCCUCUGUGGAUUGUGUUCAAGAGAGAUAUGGUGAUAGAGCUGAAACAAGAGCUGAUUAUGAACAGUUUCAAGACCAUUGAUGGUCGUGGUGCUAAUGUCCAUAUAGCCAACGGUGCUUGCAUCACUAUCCAGUUUAUCACCAACGUCAUCAUCCAUGGUCUUCACAUUCAUGAUUGCAAGCCUACUGGAAACGCCAUGGUUAGAAGCUCGCCAUCUCACUUUGGCUGGAGAACAAUGGCUGAUGGUGAUGCAGUCUCUAUCUUUCAAUCAUCUCAUAUCUGGAUUGAUCAUAACUCUCUCUCUCACUGUGCUGAUGGCCUUGUGGAUGCUGUCAUGGGUUCUACUGCUAUUACCGUUUCCAAUAACCACUUUACACACCACAAUGAGGUCAUGUUGCUCGGCCACAGUGAUUCCUACACAAAAGACAAGCUGAUGCAAGUGACCAUUGCUUACAACCAUUUUGGAGAAGGAUUGGUUCAGAGAAUGCCAAGGUGCAGACAUGGGUAUUUCCAUGUGGUCAACAACGACUACACACACUGGGAGAUGUACGCAAUUGGUGGGAGUGCAGAUCCAACCAUCAACAGUCAAGGAAACAGAUAUGCUGCUCCUAAGAACCCUUUCGCCAAAGAGGUGACGAAAAGAGUAGAGACAGAUGCAAGUGAGUGGCAGAAGUGGAAUUGGAGAUCAGAAGGAGAUCUGCUACUGAAUGGAGCAUUCUUCAAGGCAUCAGGAGCAGAAGCAUCAGCUAGCUAUGGACGAGCCUCAAGCUUAGCAGCUAAACCAUCAUCAAUGGUCCACACCAUAACCUCUACUGCAGGAGCACUAGGUUGCCGCAGAGGCAGACCUUGUUAGUUCUCUCUAUACCACCCAUAGUAACUAACCAACCCUAAACCCUUUCCCAUAUCUAUGGAAAGUGGAAUAUAUAGUAAGUAGUACUAGUAGUCUUUCUGCUUUCUCGUUUCGUUGUGGUCGUAUCAUUGUUUCGGCAGAUCCCACUCAGUUUUCUUACAGGUGGUAGGAAUUGGUCAACCUCUGCUUGCUUUUUCUUCUUUUUCUUAAAAAAUGGUGUUUGGGGAAACAAAGAGGAGCAAGCUCAGAAGCGUUGUUCAAAAGGUUUUCCUUCUUUUAAGAGUCUCUUAUGGUUUUUAGUUUUUGUUUCCCAUUUGGUUUUGGAGUUGUUAAAGUCCCUAUGGUUUUACUGGAUCUCACUCCCUUGCGUCUGUAGUCUUUUUGAGUUUCUCUUUCAAGUUAGUGGUCGUACUAAAGAAAAAAUUGUAACAGAAGACGAUUGAAAAGCUUUCUUGAUUUUUUUGCAA
Molecule: messenger RNA, 2201 nt
Organism: Brassica napus (rape)
Lineage: Eukaryota; Viridiplantae; Streptophyta; Magnoliopsida; Brassicales; Brassicaceae
Product: probable pectate lyase 15
Exons: 6
Coding region: 628-1737 (369 amino acids)
Molecular function (GO): pectate lyase activity
Source: RefSeq, a predicted model, not a curated record